Molecule: messenger RNA, 684 nt
Organism: Candidula unifasciata
Lineage: Eukaryota; Metazoa; Mollusca; Gastropoda; Stylommatophora; Geomitridae
Source: the annotation of a GenBank genome assembly
AUGUCUCUCGCAAGAGAUUUCAUCAAAUUCAGCUCAAGCACUUCAGCCAGGGACAAAAUAUUUCGACUGGCUCAGUAUGGCUCCAGGUUACUCCUGUGGCAGCUGACACAUGGCUCUCCAGACAGGCACAGGGAGGUCAUUACCAGGCUGUCUAAACUAGAAGCUGCACUGAGCUUGUCUCGCAAGUUGUUUCGUUUGGGAAACUGUGUUGAUCUGGCACAUAAAGCUGUGGAUGCCUUGUCUAUAGAACAUCCUGGCAUCAGAGCACUGACUGUGACAUCGCUCACCAUGAAAUCGCUGUGGUUAUUUAUAGAUCAUUUCUUGUGGUUUGGUAAAGUUGGUGUUAUGAAGAUUGACCUUAUACUGUGGACGCGGUGGUCACUCAGAGCCUGGCUGGUGUGUCUAAUAGCAGCUAGUAUGGCAGAUGUGAUCCUCUUGUUAGACGUAGAAGCCAGGCUUCACAGGGAGUCCACAGGCAGGGCCCAGAGAACUCCAUAUCUGAAGGCACAAGUACGGAGUGUACGGUUGAACUUCUGGAGAGAUGUCUGUGAUGUCUUCAUUCCACUGGCUGGUUUAGGCUAUGCAAGUCCUGGCUGUUCUGCCUUGUGUGGGGUUGUCUCCUCAUUGAUAGGUUUUCUACAGGAGUGGGAGAGACUGACCAGGCCUUGUGACCCAAAGACAUAG